Radiomyces spectabilis is the source of this 859-nucleotide messenger RNA. RefSeq lists its product as uncharacterized. Gene Ontology annotation, molecular function: RNA binding. The record is from RefSeq and is a predicted model, not a curated record. The transcript has 3 exons. The coding region runs from base 150 to 494 and encodes 114 amino acids. Lineage: Eukaryota; Fungi; Mucoromycota; Mucoromycetes; Mucorales; Radiomycetaceae.
AACUGUGACCCUCAAAAAGAAGAAAAAAUUUUCCAAGAAAAAAAAAAGGUCCCUUUGGACAUGCCUAUAAAAGAAGGGGUUUCUCCUUUUUCUUGAGUGUCAAAGCUCUUUUUUGGGUCGAUUACUUUUUCUCUUUUUCAUUUUACAACAUGGUCAAACUUUUCGUCGGUGGUCUCUCUUGGGGUACCAAUGAUCAAAGCCUUUAUGAUGCUUUCGCUCAGUUCGGUGAGGUCCAAUCUGCUAAUGUCAUUCUUGACCGUGAUACUGGUCGCUCGCGCGGUUUCGGUUUCGUAAGCUACAACACCGAGGAAGAAGCUACUGCUGCCGUUGAAAACAUGGACGGCCAAGAAUUGGAUGGUCGCCGUAUCAAGGUUGAUCGUGCUACUGAUCGUGGUGAUCGUCCUCCUCGUCGUGAUUUCGGUGGUAACCGAGGUCGUGGUGGCUAUGGUGGUGGCUAUGGUGGUGACAACGGCGGCUAUGGUGGUGGCUACUAAGCAACGACUGGGCUCCUCCCCCCUUUCUUUUAUCAAGCGUCUUUUUUACUUUUUUCUUUUUGCUUGUAAUGUAAUCCAUGUGUUUGUGUGUGCCAAUUUUAUCAUUUGUUCUUCGCUGCUCCUUUCAUGAACGUAAAACUUGUUGCUCUUCUUGCAUGCCAUUACUCCUUUCUCUUUCAUUUUUCAUAUAUUUCAUGUUCUCUUGACUCCUUUUUUUUAUCAUUUUGUUGGGUUCAUCCUCAGUGAAUAAAACAAAAAAUAAGGUUCUGAUACGUGUACAAAAACACAAAAAGAAUUGUUUCCAUCGUUGCAGCUACGCAUGCUUUCUUGUUUGUGUAUGUAUUCUCUUUUUUUAUUCCUUGUUG